AUGUCGCAGAACAGGCCUUCAGCCUUUUCGGGCCUACGCAUGGGCGAGGUGAUACGCGAGAAAGUCCAAGAUGGCCUGACAGGAGAGACAAAGGAGAUGCAAUACACUCAGUGCAAGAUUGUGGGCAAUGGGUCCUUUGGCGUGGUGUUCCAGACCAAGCUCUCGCCGUCGGGAGAAGAUGCGGCCAUCAAGCGUGUUUUGCAAGACAAGCGCUUCAAGAACCGCGAACUGCAAAUCAUGCGCAUCGUCCGUCACCCGAACAUCGUGGAAUUGAAAGCGUUCUAUUACAGCAAUGGAGACAGGAAAGAUGAGGUGUAUUUGAACCUGGUGCUGGAAUACGUGCCGGAAACCGUAUACCGUGCCUCCCGACACUUCAACAAGCUGAAGACGACCAUGCCGAUUCUCGAAGUCAAGCUGUACAUCUACCAGCUGUUUCGCUCGCUCGCCUACAUUCACUCACAGGGCAUCUGCCACAGGGAUAUCAAACCCCAAAAUCUCCUCCUCGACCCAGCAACCGGCGUCCUGAAGCUGUGCGAUUUCGGUAGCGCGAAGAUUCUGGUGGAGAACGAGCCGAAUGUGUCUUAUAUCUGCUCGCGGUACUACCGUGCUCCGGAGCUCAUUUUCGGCGCUACUAACUAUACGACGAAAAUUGAUGUCUGGUCCACUGGCUGCGUCAUGGCUGAGUUGAUGCUCGGUCAACCUCUGUUUCCUGGAGAGUCCGGCAUUGAUCAGCUUGUCGAGAUCAUCAAAGUCCUUGGCACGCCGACCCGUGACCAGAUCCGCACCAUGAACCCGAACUACAUGGAGCACAAGUUCCCACAGAUCAAGCCGCAUCCGUUCAGCAAGGUAUUCCGUAAGGCCGAUGCCAACGCUAUUGAUCUGAUCGCAAGAUUGCUUGAGUACACUCCUACCUCUCGCUUGUCCGCGGUGGAGGCCAUGGUACAUCCAUUCUUCGACGAGAUUCGUGACCCAAGCACCCGCCUGCCCGACUCUCGCCACUCGAGCGGUGCGUCAAGAGAUCUCCCGGUCCUCUUCGACUUCACUCAUCACGAGCUGUCGAUCGCACCCCAGCUGAAUGAGAAGCUGGUCCCAGCCCACAUUCGACCGAUCUUGGUCUCCAAGGGACUCGAUAUCGACAAUCUGACGCCUUUGACACGCGAUCAGAUGAUGGCUCGUUUGGAUUGA
Recurvomyces mirabilis is the source of this 1185-nucleotide messenger RNA. It is a transcript of the gene gsk3, whose product is annotated as glycogen synthase kinase 3. The record is from RefSeq and is a predicted model, not a curated record. Gene Ontology annotation, molecular function: protein serine/threonine/tyrosine kinase activity; protein serine/threonine kinase activity; ATP binding. Gene Ontology annotation, cellular component: cytoplasm. Lineage: Eukaryota; Fungi; Ascomycota; Dothideomycetes; Mycosphaerellales; Teratosphaeriaceae. The coding region runs from base 1 to 1185 and encodes 394 amino acids. Gene Ontology annotation, biological process: signal transduction; protein phosphorylation. The transcript has 6 exons.